Molecule: messenger RNA, 2043 nt
Organism: Colletotrichum karsti
Lineage: Eukaryota; Fungi; Ascomycota; Sordariomycetes; Glomerellales; Glomerellaceae
Product: C6 transcription factor
Exons: 10
Coding region: 1-2043 (680 amino acids)
Biological process (GO): positive regulation of transcription from RNA polymerase II promoter by galactose; DNA-templated transcription
Cellular component (GO): nucleus
Molecular function (GO): DNA-binding transcription factor activity, RNA polymerase II-specific; zinc ion binding; RNA polymerase II cis-regulatory region sequence-specific DNA binding
Source: RefSeq, a predicted model, not a curated record
AUGGAUUCUGCAGACGCCCAACGCACGACGCAAAACUCCGGCAUCAAGGUCCGCCGACCCCGGGCUGCUCGAGCAUGCGAUCUUUGUAGAGCCAAAAAGAACAAGUGCGAUGAGCUUUAUCCAUGCACUUACUGCAAAAAUCGCGGAGCAACAUGCGUCUACAAGGGCCAAGACAUGUCCAGGAGGCAUUACACUCCCGAAUAUGUGAGACAGCUUGAGGAACAGGUUAAGAGCCUCUCAGCUCUGGCAGAGUCCCAGAAAGCACCAUCAACAGACGACAAUACCUCGGUGUCAGCGACCAUCCCCGAGAUUGCCGAUGGAUUCUCACCAGCAGAGUGUAAUCUUCAACGCCGGCCUUCAAGGAGCACAACCGUCGGCUCUCCUUCAAACGCCCGGUCGAGGAAUGCUGCGGGCCAGGAAGUUUCCGGCGUCAACCGGCACACUCGGAACGUGGAAUUCUACGGCAGCUCAUCAUCAGUUGCUCUCCUAUCACACGUACAACGAACCGGCGAAGAGCCUGUCGUAGCCAACGACCUUGACUCUGAUGCCGGCACAUUACUCUCGAACCUGCACAACCCAGCCUUCUCGUCUCCUGCCGCCGAUCAACCGCAGGGGCCAGUGCAUCAAGGAGAAGAAAGCAUUCACUACGUCCAUCCUAUUCUCGACAAGAAGAUCUUCUUCGACCGCUGCGAAACUCUUUGGUCCAAUCAAGAAGUUGCACGAACGCCUUCGAGUUUCAUCGCUUUGUACUACAGCAUUCUGUCAUUAGGUGCGCUUAUUGGUGUGAGAGAAGAUGAGCCUAUCGACGGAGUUGAGAACUUGCAAUGGAGCAGGAAAUUCUUCGACGAGGCGAAGAGGCGCUGUGAUCAACUCGGAAUGGUAACGGAUCUGGAAAUGGUCCAGUGCUAUUUCUUCUUGGCCAAGGUCUGUCAGAAUGAGUUGAAUGCACAUUGGUCGUACAUGUACGUGGGACUUGCUGUGAGGACAGCACUCGCGAUGGGCAUCAACCGAGAACCUGGCACAGGCUCCAAGAAAGACCCAGCAGAGCUCAGAGCCGAAACAAGGACGUGGUGGGGUCUAUACUCAUUAGAAACAGAAAUGUCAUUUUCAAUGGGCCGACCCGACACGCUGGGCGCAGAUUUAUAUCACAACCGACAGUUCCCAAUCAUUGGUGAAACAGACAACGAGUACUCCUCUAGUUCCGACCUCACCGACCCUCCUUCAUGCGCCAUCAUCAAGUCAAUGGUCGACUACUCGAAAGUUAUUCGGAGUAUAUGCCUGGGUAUUUACUUGCCAGAAAUAACAGUACCCAGGACUGUGACUCUGGCACACCAGAUCGACCAAGACUUGCAGAAAUGGGCCGAGUCCUUACCGGAACCCAUUCGGCCAACAGGCUCAGUCCAGCCUCGUUCACUAAAGAGUGCGAAGGAGGCGCAGUGGAUGAAGAGGCAAAGGCUUGUCCUUACUAUGCGCUACCUCAACUUGAAGGUUCUCCUCUUUGGCUCAAUCCUCUUAACGUCGUCAUCGACAGAGCGUGCAUCAAUUCCAGGCUCACAUGAGGGCAUUCAAACUUGUCUUGAGUCAGCGAAACAAACGAUCGAAAUCAUUUACCAGACGUAUCAACAUCACGAUUUCUUCCGCACAUGGUUUUACAACACCACAUACACUGUAUUCGCAGCAUCCAUGAUUCUUGUUUAUGUCACACAAGAGGCUACAGAACCAGAAGUGCAGCCUCUUUUGAAGCUUGUGAGCAUGGCAAUUGAGAUUCUUGAGACCAUGGACGAAUGCGUAGUGGCUCUAAGGUCAGCUAAGCUUCUUCACAAAGCCAUUGAAAAGGCCGAGAAGAAGUUUUCAGCUUCAACACCUUCAGCGCCAAUGAUACCAGCGAUGCCACCGGCAGAUGCGAUGCUACAACUGAACCAUUACUGGGGACCCUUGAAUAUUUUGGACAAUGAGAUGGAUUUUGGGUUCGCGAUGCAGUUUGCGGACUUUGAGGGGACGAAUUCGCUCUUCAUGGCCCUCGACGACCAAAGGCCAAUGUAG